UUAUACACUUUUCACAGCUUGAAAUGUUUCAUGAAGAGUAUAUUUUUUUAAAAUCUGGUCAGAAAUUGCCACGCAAAAGUAGGUUGUUGCCCUUGUCUCCCUUUAUAGACGAUAAUAACCUCAUCCGCGUGGGCGGAAGGCUUGAUAAUUCUCCCUAUGAUUUUAAUAUUAAGCACCCAAUAGUAUUAUGCAGUAAACAUGUUCUAACUAAGCUUAUAUUCCACAUGCAACAUUUAGAGCUUGCACAUGCUGGUCCACAAUUAUUACUGUCGCACAUUCGACAGACUUAUUGGCCGUUAGGUGGCAGAAACUUGUCUAGACUUGUGGUAAAUCAAUGUCUCAGGUGUUGCAGACACAAGGCUCAAAGCAUACAGCCAAUUAUGGGUCACUUACCCCAUUCUAGAACUCAGCUUGAGUUUCCAUUUUUGUAUAGUUACGUUGAUUACGCGGGACCAGUAUUGGUGGCCAAUCGUAAAGGCCGUGGUUGCAAACUAACAAAAUCUUAUAUGUGCAUCUUUGUUUGCUCAGCAGUGAAAGCCGUUCAUUUGGAGCUCGUCAGCGACCUCACCACCGAGGCUUACAUGGCCGCUUUAAAUCGGUUCGUGGCGCGUCGAGGCAAGCCUCGAAGUAUCACGUCCGAUAACGGGACAAACUUUGUAGGUGCAUCGAACGAGAUGCGUAGGUUCUUGGAAUCGUCUGAUGUUGCAACUGAAAUAGCGCAGCUGGGCAUUGAAUUCGUUUUCACGCCUGCAUACAGCCCACACUUUAAUUCACUGGCUGAAGCUGCUGUAAAAUCGUGUAAGCACCACUUAAAAAGAUUGCUGCAUAUUACUCAUUUAACCUUUGAGGAAAUGACUACUUGUCUAACACAUAUAGAGGCGGUGUUAAACUCACGUCCUCUCACUCCUCUUUCUUCGGACCCUAACGAUUUUUCGGCACUUACUCCUUCCCACUUCCUAAUUGGACGACCACUCUUAUCGGUGCCUUCUCCUCAGGUGACUGAAACCAACAUCACGCGGCUGGAUCGAUGGAAGAGGAUCCAGUUCAUUAGACAGCAUUUUUGGAACAGGUUUCAUAUAGAGUACAUUUCUCUGCUGCAGGCGAAAUCCAAGUGGUUCCAUUCAAGAGGUGAAGUGAAACCAGGGUCCUUAGUCCUGAUCAAGGACAAAACUGCACCACCUCUGCUCUGGUCCCUGGGUCGGGUCACCAUGACCUAUCCCGGCGUCGACGGGGUCACGAGAGUAGCAGAAAUCAAGACGAAGAAGGGCACCAUUCGUCGUGGUUUCAACAGCAUCUGCCCACUUCCAAUCCAAGAUUGAAGAAAGCUCUUCAACCCGGGGAAUAUGUCGGCGCAUUAGUAUGGCCAUCGACCAUAGAGGCGGCGACGCGCGGGGCGGGGGUAUAAAAACCCACGGCCGCGCGAGCGCCGCGCUUCUUCUUCAUCGACACACGCCAGCCAUAGCAUUCGGGCAUUUCUUUGUAUCGGUGUGAGCCGGUCUUGAUUCUGAUAUGUAGAAAUUAAACCUAUUAAUUGUGCAGUCCUCUGUUUUAAUUUGAAAUAACCCGACAGAGCUACGACA
Messenger RNA from Spodoptera litura, 1580 nucleotides. RefSeq lists its product as uncharacterized. Gene Ontology annotation, biological process: DNA integration. The record is from RefSeq and is a predicted model, not a curated record. NCBI's taxonomy places the organism in Eukaryota, Metazoa, Arthropoda, Insecta, Lepidoptera, Noctuidae. Gene Ontology annotation, molecular function: nucleic acid binding.